AGGCUUUCGUCAACUAAGCUGACCAAGUAACCGAAUAAAGGCAGCCACCAUAAUAGGACAUUGGACUCACGGGAUGCGGCGAUGAUGCACGGAUUUCUGAACGUAAAAGCGGAGGGGCGGGGCAACGUCACGGCAUCCCAGCAUUCCAGUUUUUCAUAGGUUGAUUGAGUAAACGAAAAUAUAUAAUGAAAACAAUUGCGUGCGGUUACGUGCGGUUAUCCUCGCAGCCCACCGUGUGAGACGAAUUCUAAAAAGAGGGAGGCACUGCUGCAGCCCAGCGAGGGUAUCUUUGUCUGCUAGUCACGAGAGCUGACAGCUCCGGCGGGCGGGUCCUGCGCAGCUAUAACCACCACCUGAAGAUCUCUGCAUCCUUCAGUUGGAGUAAAACACAUUCUCGGUGAUCAUCUAGCUACAAUCAGAAGAUGGAGGGGCAGAAAGAAAAGCAAGUCACAGGUUACCUCCUGUUCUCUCUCGGCACCGCUGUCAUCGGCUCUCUGCAGUUUGGUUACAACACAGGAGUCAUCAAUGCUCCAGAGCAGAAACUACGAUCUUUCUUCAACGAUACCUGGGUCGAGCGUUAUGGCGAGCCCAUCACCCCCGGGGUCUGUACCAUCGUCUGGAGUGUCUCCGUCGCCAUCUUCAGUGUGGGCGGUAUGAUGGGCUCCUUCAGCGUGGGCGUCAUGGCGAACCGGUUUGGCAGGCGUCGCUCCAUGUUCCUGGUGAACAUUCUAGCGGUGAUCGGCGGCCUCCUCAUGGGCUUCUCCACCAUCUGCUCCUCCUAUGAGAUGGUGAUCGCCGGUCGCCUGGUCAUCGGCCUGUUCUGCGGGCUCUUUACCGGUCUGACUCCCAUGUACGUGGGCGAGGUGUCACCAACUCCACUACGAGGGGCCUUCGGGACUCUUCACCAGCUCGGUGUGGUAGUGGGCAUCCUCAUCGCUCAGGUCUUCGGGCUGGAGGGUCUGCUGGGCUCAGCCAAGCUUUGGCCCCUGCUGCUGUCCCUCACUGUGGUCCCUGCUGUACUGCAGUGCAUCCUGCUGCCCUUCUGCCCUGAGAGCCCUCGCUUCCUGCUCAUCAACCUUAAACAGGAGGAGCAGGCACGCAAAGCGCUGGUGCGUCUGCGUGGCAGUGAGGAUGUGAGUAAAGACAUGCAGGAGAUGAAGGAGGAGAGCGCCAAGAUGGCCAUGGAGAAGAAGGUCACCAUCCCAGAGCUGUUCCGCUCCGCAGCGUACCGCCAGCCGCUGCUCAUCGCCAUCAUGCUGCAGCUCUCCCAGCAGCUGUCAGGGAUAAAUGCUGUGUUCUACUACUCUACAGGCAUCUUUGAGUCAGCAGGUGUGAAGCAGCCCAUCUACGCCACCAUCGGAGCCGGCAUCGUCAACACCAUCUUCACUGUUGUUUCUCUCUUCCUGGUGGAGAAGGCGGGACGGAGGACUCUGCACCUCCUGGGAUUGGCUGGAAUGGCAAUCAGCGCCGUACUGAUGACCGUCUCCCUCCUGCUGAAGCACUAUACUGUGAUGAGCUACAUGGCCAUCGUGGCCGUCAUGAUGUUCGUGGCAUUCUUUGAGCUGGGCCCCGGUCCAAUCCCAUGGUUCAUUGUGGCCGAGCUGUUCUCCCAGGGGCCCCGCCCCGCCGCCAUGGCUGUGGCCGGCUGCUGCAACUGGACGGCCAACUUCCUGGUUGGAAUGAGCUUCCCCAAGCUAGUGGAAUGGUGCGGGCCUUGGGUCUUCCUCAUUUUCACCGGCUUCCUCAUCCUCUUUUUCAUCUUCACCUUCAUUAAAGUCCCAGAGACGAGGGGCAAGACCUUCGACGAAAUCGCCCGCGAAUUUGGCGGUCCGCCUCCAAACCUCUCCACUCCUGAGGGCCACCCUGCCAGCGCCAGCACCGCCACCACGAUGCCCGCCUCCCCGGUGAAGGAGAAGGUCCCGCUGGUGGAGGCUCCGGCAGCAACCCCAUCACCUGCAGCUGAAAACACACCUCUUGAGGAUAAAUCAAAAUCCACAGUGCAGGACAGUGUGUAGAGCGGCUUUAGAUACCAGUUUGAAUGAGUAAGGGGGUUACAAAUCAAGGAAGAAUCACUGAGAUUUAAAAAGUGCUGUAAAUAUCACACCUUCGAUCAGUAAAAACGAUACAAUGUUAUAAUACAGAAGGACAGCAUCAUCAACGUAUAGGCUUUGACCUGUAAAAGGGUCAUACUUUCUGCUUCUUCUUUUUCUGUGACAUUUCCUAGAAUUCCUUCUUUUAAAUACUCCCUUCCUUAAAGGGAAGCAGUCACUUUACAACACUGCAGAUUAAAUUAACUGUACAUUCCUCGGAAUUAUUCAUUAAAAAGGGCGAGUCUUUUUCAGGACGACACUUAUCGAACACGGCAAACGUGGGCUGUGUAAAAGUAAGUUGUCUCUAAAAGUUGUUACCUUAUGGUGUCCUGAAAAGAUCCCGGUACAUGUCCAUCACUGCAGACUAGAGGCAGAGUGUGUUGACACUUCUCAUACACUUCUGAGUUCAGGUCCAUGGUGGUGACAUGGAUCGCAAAGAUGCACUUUUUUUACUUUAUAUUCCUGUUUAGGGAGGAUAUUUUAGUGCAAUAUACCUUACUAGUUUAGUGACUUUUGUCCAUAUUUUGUCUGUUAAUUUGUGGUAAUAUUUUUGGGAAGCCUUCCAAAAUCACAGGUCUAAGAAGGGAUUAUUCAACCUUAUGCUCUGCCUGCAGCUCCAUACUACGAGCUGACAGGCUGGAGAACUUUUUAGCGAUGCCAAAGUAUUGAAACUAUUUGCCAGCUGGUGAACACAUGCAACCUUAUAUGUGUUGGCAGCAUCCACAGGUCUCUAGUGUAUUUAUUCUGAAUAGUAAAUUGGUAUUUGUAAACUGUAAUCCAAAAGUUGAUUUCACUUUUUUAAGAUCAGAGCUUCCCUUGCUAUCUUUAGUGAUUCAACCAGGCUCAGUCUUGGAUGCUGGUUAUUGUAGGUGCUGCAUUUAAACCAAAUACACAAAAUGUACUCUUAACCAGAUAAUUUUGUUUUUAAAAAACCCAUUAAAUUCUGAUUGACAAGACAAUACUGUAUAUCGAGGCAAAUAGAUCUUUACUUGUUCAAUCUUUUUGGACUGUGACCUGUGGAUACAAACAUGUAAGCUGAUGUGUUUUACACAAUUAGAUUCCAAUAGGGUAAUGUGCAAUGUAUAUUUUGUUGAAGAAAGAUAUCAUAUUUAUUACCUUACAAAUUGAUUUUUCUAUAAAGUAUAUAAUAGAAAUACACUAAAGCUAAUUUAGAAUCGUAAUGCUUUCCAACUAGGACCUUUGGGAUUAAAGCUAAAUAUUGCGCUACAUCACAUAAAGUAAAAUGAUGUAAAUCUUAUGUGUUAGAUGCACUUUGUUAACCUGAGAAGCAGCAAAGCGAGCAUUAGAGCCACAAUCAAUAAUGUAGAAAAGUACAAAAUAAAACCAUAUUUACCUGGCCUAGCUGUUAUUAAAUGAAAUACUGUAAGAGUCAUAUAAAAUUUGCAAUUAAUAAUGAAACUGCAGCUUUAACAAUCUAGAGGCUGAUUAUGAAGGGAGGAAACUAAAGGGAAAGUACUAAUAAUGUUUAAGUAUAAGGUAAUAAUAUGUUACUGGAAGACCCACUUGUCAUUGAAAUUCAGUUCCUAAUAUGGUUAAUUAAUAUGAUUUUCUUUAUUUCUCUUUUUCCACAAAGGAAAUCACUACUCCCUUGUUGUGUUCACCAGUCACAUGUUAUGACUGACAGCACGAAAUUACGUUAGUGUAGUUUCAAGGAAAGGUGCUAAUGUUUUCACAGAUGAAUUCACAGAUUGAAGUUUUAGUUUCUCUAUUUCUUUGAAGAAAUAAGAAAAGUUAGGUGCUUUAAAAAAAAAUUAUUAUUAAAAGAAGAGAGGUAAGAAAAGUCAUCUCAAAUAUUUCCAACUUCUGGCAUUUAAGAAAAAUCAAAAAAUGAAAUCUGUCUUCAGAGCAAACUGGAAAUUGUUUAAGAAUGGAAACGACAGUCGGGCUUCAAGUAAAAAAAAAUUAAAUACAUUUUAGAAAAAUAAUUUUGGCAUAAAACUCUGAGAUGUGCUAAAUUAUUCCAUGCUGACAUGUUGCGUGAUACUUCACAAAGAAAGUGUUUGCACUUUGUAUGACAUUUAAAUUGAAUGUGACUUUUGACACCUCAGUAAAGUGAGUGAUGAGGAAGUACCGCUUUAGAAAAUAAUAAAUAACCAAGUAUUUGCUCCAUAUACCAUUCAAACAUCCUUGUUUGUUGUCUUUAGAGACUCAAAAGGAGAAGCUUCCCAUGUAUUUCUGGCUUUAUUGGACAGGCGCUUUCUAAAUUGUGACUGUCUGAAAAGUUAUUGUAGCAUCAUAACCCUUUUACAUAAGUAUGCAUUCCCAACAUUGUGCAGUAUGUUUGGUGUAUAAAUGUAUGACACAAAGUAUAUUUUCUAUAUUCUGUAUUGAUGGUAAUUCAUGCUGCACUUUGCUUUUAUUUAUGUAUGUACUGUAUGUCUUAUUUUUUGGCUACACUGGGAAGAUAUUUAUCAUGGCAAGUAAUUCAAAUGACUUUGACAGAGGUGUAACUAGUCAAGAAUGGACUGAUAACCGGAAGAUAUGUCACUAUUUUUUGAAGAAAAGUAAGCCUGUGAGACUAAUUUGAUGUGGUGAUACUGUAUGGGCUUGAUAAGAUACAUAUCUCCUACAGUGAUAGGAGAGUAUAUAAUGGUCGGAGUCUUUGCUUUGUUGUGUAUCGCUGUGUUUGUGGAAGAUAGUGACUUGCUGUGUUUGCACCGGGGGAUGUGUGACUUACACUCCUCACAUGGCAGUGUUUAGUGUUGUAUUCAUGCAAGGUCCCGCUUCUAUCCCUGGCUACACCUCGAUGCUCCUAUAGGACACUAACACUGAUCUUUACCAAACCUGAGUCUAGUUUUGAUUUCAAAUGUUUCUAUUAGCUUUCCCCAUGUCAGGUUUGAGUCUUUCAAUCUUUCAAAAUUGAAUUUACCUCCGAGAUCUUUACUUUUUCUCUGAGGUAAAAUGUGGUUAUCUCUGAAGAAACGUUUAGGAAUUGUGUAAAAAUAGGAAGUUUUAAAUGUGCUAAAAAUAUGAUUAUUUUGACAAGAAGGGAUGUUGCAGGUCAGGGUGCAAUCACACUUCCAACUUGCAUUCUCUUUUUUAAACUAUUGUGCAGAUGUUAAUAUUAUUUGUUUUGUUGGUAAAACUGCACAUUUACAAGUAAAUCAGGGAUUGAAAAUGAAUCCAAUAGACUAAGCAGCAUUAAUUAUCCCCUGGUUUUAACUGUUAAAGUCAAAUAAAAGACAGCAGAAUUCAGAAAGUAUGUGAAAUCAUUUUAAACAAACGAAGGGACGCAGGUGCUUGCUGUUCCUAAGCCACCAAACACCUUCAUGCAAAUUCACAACCCUUCGCUCACUGUACAAAGAUAUAGGAGAAUAUACGUUUUCAUUUGUAAAUAUGUAUUUUUUAAAAGAAUAUUUAUAUGUUGACCUGCUAGGUCAUACGUGUGUUCUUCUUAUUAUUUGUUUGGGGUGCACAUGUUCAUUUUGUUGAAAAAAGGAACAGAUUUGAGUUGAUUUAAGGUGAAAAUCUCUUUAAACUAAGGCACAUUUAAGAUUAUUUUGUGUGUGUGAACAAGAUCACUAACUAACUUCUAUCUAUUUUAUCUUUACGUGUUUUUAAUCACUCAACCACAGCCAUGUUGUCUUCCUGUGUGCCUCAUCAGAAUACACUCACAGCAGUAGAUAGUAGUGAAGGUAUGUCAUGUUUGUCAGCCACCAUCAUGUCGUCCUUUUGGGUUCUUUAAAAAAGGGAAUUGCAAAAAUGAGGCCUGCUGCCAACAUUGUCAAAAGCCAAGGAGUUAUUUACAAACCAAGCAAAUAUUACGGGUCAACAAAGAUCUGCAACAAUAUCCAAACCAUUGCUACCCAUAAAAUGAAUCAUGUACUUUCACAGGCUUACAUCUGACUUGCAUUGAGGUGCUUUGGCUAGGUGUUCUUUGUUUUAUAUUUUGUUUGGUCCUGAUCUAUGUUAAUAAUGUAUUGUCUAUAUCCUGUAAUGUAAAUCUGCUAUUUGUGCCUCAUACAGCUCAACCUUCGCAGAUUGUUAUUCAAUGUGUGUCACUGGAGUGAUUUUAGACACAAACGGUCAUUGUCUUUAAGCUUGGCUAAGACAAGACUCCACUAAUUGAUACAGGAUGUACUUACAUUAUUCUGUUAAUGAGUUUUGUGUGAUUAACCAUGGCUAAUGUGAAGGUAAUGAGCUGAGCAGAUGACAUUGUAGCUUCUGUGCUUUUCAGGCUUUUCAAUAUUUCCCUGUGUCACACCAGUACUGCACCCCAGCUGUCUUUGUUUCACUUGUGUUUUUAUUGUAUAUAACAGAUAUAAUGUUGUUAAAUAAAAUAUUCAUCAUGUAA
Molecule: messenger RNA, 6405 nt
Organism: Notothenia coriiceps (black rockcod)
Lineage: Eukaryota; Metazoa; Chordata; Actinopteri; Perciformes; Nototheniidae
Product: solute carrier family 2, facilitated glucose transporter member 1-like
Exons: 11
Coding region: 423-2015 (530 amino acids)
Biological process (GO): dehydroascorbic acid transport; response to insulin
Cellular component (GO): apical plasma membrane; basolateral plasma membrane; plasma membrane
Molecular function (GO): D-glucose transmembrane transporter activity
Source: RefSeq, a predicted model, not a curated record